AUGUCCCCAAAUAAUUUAACUAUUACCGGAAUUCCUAUUUGGAAUAGUUUUAUAUGUUCCCAAAAUCUUACCAGAGUUACAGUAGAAACGGUUAAACGGGGAAUAAACACAGGAGAUGAUGCCCGAACAAUUGAUAAGACUACUCCACUUUCCGAAUCAUAUACAAGUAAAACUAAUACUAAUGCAUUAAUUUCGGGUGAUUGGACUUCAUCCACAGGAGUUUGGCCAUGUUAUAUUUUCAAUAAUUCUAAUAAAGAUAAAUUCAAACCCGGAACCAUUGAUCAACUUAUUAUAACUGCAUAUGCUAACAGAAAUCAACCACAACGAGAUACAGGAUUAAUAUUUGGAAUAUUUGAUGAUAAUAGACCACUUAAUAUGAUAGAACCAUUUACUGCUGGAAUACCUUCAAUAAAUACUUUUACUUUUACUUUAACAGAAAAAGUUGAUAUAAAUAACAAAGAAGAAUGGUCUUAUACUGUUAAUAAACAAAAUACUUAUAUUGCAUCUACUUUUGGAAAUAAUUCUAUUAUUGGAGAGUUUCUUUAUUCGCCUGAAACUUAUACGGUUAUAAAAUUCGAAGAAAAGUUUAAACAUACCGUUUAUGAUAUAAUUGGUGCAACAGGUGGAGAUUUUACAAUAGCCUUAGCAUUAUGGGUAAUAUUAUUUGGUCGAGGAAAAUAUAAAUCUUGGGGAUUAAUUCAACGAUUUAUUUUACGUAAUUCACCUGAUGUCCGUAAGAAAGAUGGUACUGAUCGUGAUGAUGAUGAUGGUAGAAAUAAGAAUGAUUUGGAAAGUCAAAUUGAUCAAACACAACAACAAUUACAUCAUUCAGAAUCAAAUAAUGAAUAUAUUGAUGAUGGAAGUGAAGGACUUGCGAAACUUACGAGUGAAGAGUUUACCAAGAAAAUUAAUAAAAUUAAUGAAAAACUUUUCACAUUGGAACAAACUAUAAGAAAACAUUAUCUUUCUGGAUUUAAAUUACAUGAUUCAGAUCUUAAAAAACCGAAAAAAAAUGAGAAUAUAGUUUGA
Diversispora eburnea is the source of this 1029-nucleotide messenger RNA. The record is from the annotation of a GenBank genome assembly. NCBI's taxonomy places the organism in Eukaryota, Fungi, Glomeromycota, Glomeromycetes, Diversisporales, Diversisporaceae.